UCCAACGAACAGCAAACUAUCAAAUUGCACCGCCUUCCUCUUCUUCUGCAAUCCCUUAAACUUCUCUUAUAUCUUAUAAAUGGUACACACCCUUUCGACGACCAUAUAUCUAUCCAUUUAUCCAUCUAUCCUUCUAAUUCAUCUAUCUAUCCAUUCAUCUUUCUUUCUUUCUAUCCUUCUAUCCCUCUAUCCUUCUAUCCAUUUUAUUCAUCUAUCAAUCUAUCUAACCAUCUAUUUCAUAUCAAUCCAUUUUUUUUCUUCAACAUUAAUAUAGUCAAAUGUUUUCAGGCGGGAGAUUUGCUA
Loa loa (African eye worm) is the source of this 303-nucleotide messenger RNA. RefSeq lists its product as hypothetical. The record is from RefSeq and is a predicted model, not a curated record. The annotation marks the transcript as partial. The transcript has a single exon. Lineage: Eukaryota; Metazoa; Nematoda; Chromadorea; Rhabditida; Onchocercidae.